AGCCGACGUUGACGCUACGAUGACGAUUUAGCUGGGUCUAAAAUUGUGAAUACCACAUGCCCUGCAUUUAUGAUAUAUCUUGGAGCAGCCAACUUGGCGUCAACUAUAGUUGUAAAAGACUGUACAACAGACGUAAUGUUAUAAAGCUUUUUGGGUCUUGACUGUAAAAAAGAUCAUUCUGGGUCUAUAACAAAAUUAUUAUUGUGUGAAUUGUCUUGACUGGAACGAUAACGGAACCCUUCUAGCCUCAAAGUCAGCAUAUUAUGAUCACUAUGAAGCUAGUUACGCUUGGUACUCCACCUUCUCAAAACAUAUGUGGAGUAAAAUUUUUUCCCUAAAAUAUAAGUUACAGAGAGUAAAAAUAUUAAAGGACAAUAUAUUUUUUUCUCAUUCUUCAGAAUAACUAUUUAGGAAGUUGCGCAGCAAAUAGAAUAGUUAUAAUAUAUGACAUAGCAGAGCAACUGGAAGUGCAGUUAACCAGAACACGAGGGCAGGGUGAAGAGAUGCUUGGAGUUGUUCCUAAGUAUUCAAACUCUUUGAUAUCUUGAGUGAAGACGGAACUAUUCUACAUCUCGAUUAUCGCUCCCAGGAUGUGUACUCUUGUAAAUUUAAGAAAUACUCAUAAUCCCAACUUAAACUGCAAAAACCUCUAGCGUACCAGUGUUUUUAACCAAAGCGAAGUGCAUCAACAGUUACAAGUCCGAUCCUAUCUACUUGGCAGUUGGUAAAGAAAUAUAUAUUACUAAGAUUAAUAACAGUAUGUACUUUGUACUUUGCUUCCUGUUAAAUAUUAAAAAAGUCGUUAAAGUCUACGAGCGACGAUUUAUUUGCGAUGCUCUUAGUAAGGGAUAGUACCUUUACUAUUAUUGGUCUCUACUCUAGGUUUUGUUAUAAAUAGACCCGUUAGAAACCUUUUUACCUCUGUAAGUUAUUAAGAACCAUCUGAGGAAUGAGAGGCCUUGUGGCAGAAGUGGGAGGCGUUGGCGUUUCUAAGUUCUUUUCUAAAGGUUUUGUGUCACGUGCGUUUGCUUUUUAGAUUGUGGUAAAGAGCUUCUUUGCAGCUACGGAAAAACGUCCCAGUACUGAGUCUACUUGUGGAUUUUAGCUACGGAAAGAAGAGCAAUGCUGAGAAUGCUGGUUGUUUGUAUAGCGCCUCCUCAUACUGAGUGCUUCGGUGUUCCGCGACAGCUGGUGAUGGCGCUGUCCAAAACCAGCUUAUCUCAAGAACAAGAAAGCUGGCGAACAACAAGCACAAUUAUUCGCUUCCUAUCCACCUGUACAGAACCACCACUCUUCGCAGAAGAAGUGGAGAGGAGACUGCUUGGCUGCUCUACUGGAUUUCCUGAAAGCAAAUGCCCCCACAGUUCCCGAAGUUACGUGAGAUUAACGGAAAGUCUCUUCGAACUCGACUUAUUACAAGAAGGCCUAUUUGCGGCGGAUAUUGCUCCACAUAACUAUCAUAAUAGAGCUGAAUUGAUACUUCGGCUAAGAUGAAGAAAUGCCUUCUGAGUCCCCCGGAAAAGAGGGAAGGCAAACAUAAACAAAACGGUGAUAGCGGUAAUAGGUUAGCUAACUUAGAAAACGCCGGGCGAGGAGCUAAUCCAAAAAAGACAACCGCCGCGAGUUUAUAUCCGCCCAUCAAAGGGCCUCGAGCGCCACCGCCAGCUGCGCUGAGGCUGAAGAUAACACCUCUGACGACGAAGGGAAUAGCGAAGAAACCAGAUGAAGAGGAGCAAAUAGGCAAUAAUCAUUGCGCGUUUGGCAAGUGCUUUUUGUGGCGUUCUCUCUCUGCUCCCGAAGGCCAGAUAUUUCUGCCACUGCAACGUCGACCCGACAUAAAGCAAGCGUUGUUCUUCGAAGGCUGGGGGUUAUGGGUGAGCAAUGACGAUGAGCGCAUGUUUAUGUGGACCAAGGCCCCGCCGUGCCUCCUUAACUGUACACAUGUAUCCUGCUUCUCUACUAGGAAACUGGACUCCUGCUGGGUGUAGUUAAGCCAUCAGCGGAGGGUCUGCUCACUGACUACUGGGGAGUAUACCUUUUAUAUUUUCUGCUGUGAAGAUAUCGAGAGUAAUGUUAAGUUUUCGCGUCCCAGCGGUCGAAUUUAGAACGUCAGAAUUGUCUUAUAUCUGCAACCAGAAUCGAGGUCAUCACAAAAAAGCUUUGGGAAAACGCAAUCAGAUUUAUUAGUUUCUUGUGCAGGAUAGUACAGGAGGUGCUAUUAUUGAUGUCUUCACCGUUACUUUAGUUUGUUAAUUUUAUAGAAUCUACAGGAUAGGAAAAAUCUUCAUUGAAAGGAUUUAAGUAGCUUACAAAAAAAACUUUUACGACUAAUGCCCCCCAGACACGAAUCUACAACAAGGACUAAUAAAUGUCACGCACUCCGAAGAAAACCACGAACACAUAGACACGCGCCAAGUAAAGUGAGUAUAAAAAAUUCAUAUGAUUAACCAUUUUUAGUAAUAGCAACGGUAUGCGUGGAGCGCUUGCCUAU
Molecule: messenger RNA, 2491 nt
Organism: Zophobas morio
Lineage: Eukaryota; Metazoa; Arthropoda; Insecta; Coleoptera; Tenebrionidae
Exons: 21
Coding region: 1123-1494 (123 amino acids)
Source: RefSeq, a predicted model, not a curated record